AUGGCCACCACUGCCAUGGCCUCGUCCCUGAUGGGAACUUCUGGCUGCAUCCCCGAGGAGCCCUCUGCCGCUUCCGUCGCCCCUUCUCUUACCUACUCGGAAGAGUCAGAGGACCAGGAGGAAGAGAUCCAGCCUCCCCGCAGGCGACGCGCUUCUACACGUCUGAUUGCCCAAUCCCCCGCAGACAUCCAGCGCAUCACUGGCGAGUCCACGGCUCAAUUGAUCCAAAGAUGUUGCGGUGGCGGUUGUUGCAUGAAGCUGGGUGCGAAGAAGGACGGUCUGCAGUACGAGGAGAUUCCUUUCCCGGACAAUGACGCAUACAAGUCUCUCGCUCUUAAGAUUGGCGAGAUUCCCACCACGUUGACCAACAUUGCCGACAUGCCCGAGCAGACCGUCUUCUUCGAGCCGGUGCCGAGGCCAACAGCGAACGUGCCCUCCCCGACAGACUCUGCCAUCUCACUAGGAGUUGACUCUCCCAAGGAUGACCUCGCCACUGUCCAGAACAAGCUCAAGGACUUCACCCUCAAUGGCGUCGACACCACCCGAGAGCCGCCCAGAUACGUGCAACCGCACCCUCCCUACCACGUCUACGCUGCUCGCAUCGACUCGACUCGCGAGCUGACCAAGCCCGGCGCCGAGAAGCGCACCUACCACUUCGAUCUCGACAUCACAAGUUAUCCGGGCGAGGAGGAUAUGGACUUCAGAGUUGGCGGUGCCAUCGGUGUUACGGCUCCCAACGACAAGGCUAACGUCGAUGACGUCUUCGACGCCCUCAUGGUCCCCCGGUUCGUCCGGGACAAGCCCGUGCUCAUGAAGACAACACGGGGCCGCUGGCCGACCGUUUGGGGUGACGACCAGGCCCGUGAGAUGGUAACCACCCGCCGGGACCUGCUUACCUGGUGCUCCGACAUCCAGUCCUACCCCCCGACUAAGCAGCUGCUCCGCGUCAUGGCCGAGUACGCCGAGAACACCAACGAGAAGAAGCUGCUCACCUACCUCUGCGCCGCCGAGGGCCAGGGCGUCUUCUGCGACUUCCGCACCGGUCCCCAUGUUUCUCUGUCCCAGAUCCUGAACGCAUUCCCCAGCUCCCACCCACCCUUGGAUCUGUUGCUCUCUGUCCUCCAGCCUUUGAUGCCCCGCUUCUACUCGCUCUCUAACGACCCCCACGACGCCUAUAAGACGCGCGACGGCAAGGCCCACCGGUUGAUCGAGAUUGCCGUCACCGUCCACGAGGACGCCGACUGGCGUCGGGGCAUGCGCACCGGUAUCGGCUCCGGCUUCUUUGAGCGACAGGCGCACAAGUGGCUGGAGGCGAAGAGCAAGGGCGAGACGCCCGAGGUUUACAUCCCCAUGUUCAAGGGCCUCAUGGCCAACCCCCUGGCCAAGCAGUUCGUGUCUGAUGGUCCCAUGCUGCUCAUCGGUGCCGGUGUCGGCAUCGCCCCCUUCAGAGGCUUCGUGCAGCGUCGUCUGAAGACCGCCAACUGUGCGAACAAGGUCUGGGUCCUUCAGGGCAUUCGUGACUCACUCGUGGAUGAGAUCUACAGCGGCGAGUGGGGCGUUCACGAGGACGAGGUCAAGCGUGUCGUCCAGAGCCGUCGUGGUGAGAGUCGUUACGUCCAGGAGGAGGUGCGCAACCAGGCCGACCUGGUCUGGUACAUUGCCAACGCCGUCGACGGCCGUGUCUUCGUGUGCGGCAGCUCCAGGGGUAUGGGCGAGGGCGUCGAGGAGGCGCUUGUCGACGUGGCCAUGCAGAAGGGCAACCUGGAGCGUGAGGAAGCCAAGAAGUACUGGGAGCUGAAGAAGGAGGCCGGCCAGUACAUCGCCGAGACGUGGUAA
Colletotrichum karsti is the source of this 1836-nucleotide messenger RNA. RefSeq names its product FAD binding domain-containing protein. The record is from RefSeq and is a predicted model, not a curated record. Bases 1 to 1836 code for a protein of 611 amino acids. Lineage: Eukaryota; Fungi; Ascomycota; Sordariomycetes; Glomerellales; Glomerellaceae. The transcript has a single exon. Gene Ontology annotation, cellular component: cytosol. Gene Ontology annotation, biological process: homocysteine metabolic process. Gene Ontology annotation, molecular function: FMN binding; flavin adenine dinucleotide binding; [methionine synthase] reductase (NADPH) activity.